This is a messenger RNA of Rangifer tarandus platyrhynchus (Svalbard reindeer), 1419 nucleotides long. The record is from the annotation of a GenBank genome assembly. Lineage: Eukaryota; Metazoa; Chordata; Mammalia; Artiodactyla; Cervidae.
AUGAACGGCUACGGCUCCCCCUACCUGUACAUGGGCGGCCCGGUGUCGCAGCCGCCGCGGGCGCCCCUGCAGCGCACGCCGAAGUGCGCGCGCUGCCGCAACCACGGCGUGCUGUCCUGGCUCAAGGGCCACAAGCGCUACUGCCGCUUCAAAGACUGCACCUGCGAGAAGUGCAUCCUCAUCAUCGAGCGGCAGCGGGUCAUGGCGGCGCAGGUGGCGCUGCGCAGGCAGCAGGCCAACGAGAGCCUCGAGAGCCUCAUCCCGGACUCGCUGCGCGCCCUGCCGGGACCCCCGCCGCCGGGAGACGCGGCCGCCGCCCCGCAGCCUCCACCGACCUCGCAGCCGUCUCAGCCGCCGUCGCGCCCAGCUGCCGAGCUGGCUGCGGCCGCCGCGCUGCGCUGGGCCGCCGAGCCCCCGCCCGGGGCGCUGCAGGCGCCGCUCGCCAAGCCAGAUUUGACAGAAGAACGACUUGGGGACGGCAGCACCGCUGACAAUGCUGAGACUUUCAGCGACAAAGACACAGACCAGAGGAGCUCCCCAGACGUGGCCAAAAGUAAGGGCUGCUUCACACCUGAGAGCCCUGAGAUCGUAUCAGUGGACGAAGGGGGAUUCACGGUCCAGAAGAACGGGGCCAGCUCAGAGAGCCGGCCCGACAGCCCCAAGUACCCCGGGGAGCAGAGCCACCUCCUGAUCGAGGGCCCCUCGGGGACCGUGUCUCUGCCCUUCAGCUUGAAAGCCAACAGACCGCCCCUAGAAGUGCUGAAAAAGAUAUUCCCCCACCAGAAGCCCGCGGUGCUGGAGCUGAUCCUCAAGGGCUGUGGGGGCGACCUGGUGAGCGCUGUGGAGGUCCUGCUCUCCAGCCGCUCGUCCUCCUCGGCCGCCGAGCGGACUUCUGCCGGGGAGCCCGAGGGCCUGGUGCUGCCCUCCAACGGGCACCUCUUCGAGCACACCUUGAGCUCCUACCCCCUCUCCUCGUCCAAGUGGUCCGUGGGGUCGGCCUUCAGAGUCCCCGACACGCUGAGGUUUUCUGCCGACUCCACCAACGUGGUCCCCAACCCCCUGGCCGUGCCCCUGCAGCACCCGUUUCCCCAGCCGCCCCGGUACCCUCUGAUGCUGAGGAACACUCUGGCCAGAAACCAGUCGAGCCCCUUUCUGCCCAACGACGUGACCCUGUGGAACACCAUGACGCUGCAGCAGCAGUACCAGCUGCGGUCCCAGUACGUCAGCCCCUUCCCCACCAACCCCACCAGCGUCUUCAGGAGCUCGCCCGUCCUGCCCGCCCGCGCCCCCGAAGACCCUCGGAUCGCUCUCCCCGACGACGGGUGUGCCAUGGUGGCAAAGCAGCCCAUUUACACCGAGGACGACUAUGACGAGAGGUCUGACUCCUCAGACUCCCGCGUACUCAACACGUCAUCUUAA